Guillardia theta CCMP2712 is the source of this 1014-nucleotide messenger RNA. RefSeq lists its product as hypothetical. The transcript has 6 exons. NCBI's taxonomy places the organism in Eukaryota, Cryptophyceae, Pyrenomonadales, Geminigeraceae. The record is from RefSeq and is a predicted model, not a curated record. The coding region runs from base 1 to 1014 and encodes 337 amino acids.
AUGACUACGAGCGAUGUGCCAGCAGAAUACAUGGAGGUUCUGCACAUGCUGAGACAAAUCAGCCGGAAUGGCUCCUGGCCGGGAACCUCAAGAAGGAGAAGGAUGAUUAUCAGAGGAAGCGAGGAGGAGACGUUGAGCGACAGCUUCACGAUAGGCUUGUUUCCUCCUCCUCUGCGCAUUCCGCACACAACCCACUUGUUCCCCUCCCUGCUGGACGCGCUUACGCGCCUGGAAGGAAAGAUCGCCCCCUCUAGAACAUCGAGCACCACCGUCACCGUCAACAGGAAUGCUCAGUUCGUGCCGCAUAAGGACUCGGGGGCAGGAGCCGGGCAGAGCAAGUCGCUCAUCGUGGCGCUGGGAGACUUCGAGGGCGGGGAGCUCAUGGUCGAGGGAAGGAAGCGCAACAUUCGGUACCUGCCGCUCGAGUUCGACGGCUGGAAGGAGCUACACUGGACGCGCCCCUUCCAAGGAGAAAGGUUCUCGCUUGUGUGGUACACGCCCAAGGGGCUGGAGGAGGCGGCAGACGCGCUGGACAAGGGGAGGGGAUGGGAAGAGGUGAUAGAGUCAGUGGGUCAGUUGGACCCUGUGAAGAUGUUUAGGAGAGAGAGGAUGGAGAUACUGUUGUCUCCUCCUAGGAGCGGAUGGAUCCAGUCCCAGGGCUUCUCCAUGGUCCCGCUCAACGUCAACUUCCGCAGUCAGAUCACGCGGAUGUCGAUCUACAGCCUCGAACAUGAGCUGUUUGCUACCAACGUGCUUCUGCCGGAGGGAAACUCUAGCUGCCCCAUAGGCUUUCAGGGGAGAAUCUUGUUCGAUUUUGAUAUGCCCGCAUCUCUCUUGGCUCAAUUGCAGAUGUGCGAGAGUAUCAGAGCUGUUCUGCUUCACCAUGACUACCGUGAGGACCUUGAAGACAACUUCUCCAUGAGGGACUUGGCCGACUGGAUGGUGGACAAAGCACAUUGGGCGCGAGGGCUGAGGGUGUGGGAGGAGCGAGAGCUUCCAAGGGAUACAUGGUAG